Molecule: messenger RNA, 2271 nt
Organism: Ectocarpus siliculosus
Lineage: Eukaryota; Phaeophyceae; Ectocarpales; Ectocarpaceae
Source: the annotation of a GenBank genome assembly
AUGUCGACUCCACAGAGCGCUCCCGUUGCCGGCGGCGCCAUCGGCGGCGGCGGCCAGAAACCGAAGCAGGGAGCUACGAGGACGGUGUCGACGAUGAUGGGGUCUUUGGACCCCCUGGUGGUGGCGGGGGUGGCGGUGUACGUGGCCACGGCCUACGCCUUCUGGGGAAUCUUCCGGGAAUACUUCGACUGGACUGAAUCGUUGGCCAUUUCAUUCAAGGAUGGCCUCCCCAGGCUCUCGGUCCUGGACCUGUUCGGGUCCAUCCUCACCUGCCAGGCGUACCGCGGCAUGGCCAAGUUUCCCAAGCACGCGGUGGAGACCCUGGUUGCGUGCUCGCUCAUGCAGUUCGGGGGAACGUUCUUGGUGGGGGUGCUGGUGCUCGGACAGACCCCGUCGUGGAUGCACUCGUUCACCGCCUGGCCCGCGCUCGCGGUGGCGUGGUGGCUCACGUUCUUCUCGCCCUGGGACCUGUGGCACGGCCGCGCCAUGAGCAACAAGGCCUGCAUGUUCUUGGCCGCGUUCGGGAGGGCCGUGUCGGCGUCGCACGCCAUCACGUCGUGGGGGGCGGACAAGGCUCUUACCGCACACUUCGAGAAGGCUAAGAUGUCUGCGAUCUGCACGAUCCUUUGCGGCACGCUGGCGGGCUGCGGCGGCGGCAUCCUGGCCGACCUCCUCAACCUGGACGGAGACAGCUGGAACCUUCAGAGAACCCCUCAGGCGCUAGCGUCGCCGUCUUUCUCCGUGCAGCGCUGCUUCGGGGCAUCCUGUCUCUACUACCUCCUCGCAGAUCCUCACGGGUAUCUCUCUGAAGAAGCGCCCUUCCCUCUGUCGUUGCUCGGCCGGCUUUCGGUGGACCACGGGAACGGACCGUCAACCGAAGCUGCCGCCAUGGUGGCCGUGUACGUCACGGCCAACCACCUGAUGGACUACUUUAUCCCUCGCUACAACCAAGACCCGCUGUGCAAGCUGUUCUCGGUAAUCCUCGGCCUGCUAGGAGUUCGCGCGAUGGUGGACCCUUCCGCCGCCGCCGCCACCGCGACCAGCUCCGACGCCAAGAAGACCAACUAAACUUGACGUUGGGGGCGUUUGGUUACAUCACCUUUUAGACAAUGGGGGUAUCGAGAGCUGGAGGUUCAUUUUUGGUGGCAUACGUGCUUGCUGCCAACACAAGGCAAUACGGCAGUAGCACUCCCUUCUUUUUUUUCUCGCGUGCUUGCGCUCUCCCGCGUCGGUUGCUAAUUAAUGCCGACCGCCGUUUUUAGACUAUAUACCCGCAACCGAUGCGGUGCAAUGCAAAUACAUGUACUGCCAACGGCACCAGAGACGCGAGGGCGGGGCGCACGCUUUUUUUCCCUUAGAUCAUUUUUAGAAGUUUAUUCUGCUGUGGUACAUCUUCCCCGUGGGGUGGAAUUGUUUUGUACCACAUAAAUCAGUGGGUGUGAAAAAGACAGCAAUCCUUGACAAAGGUUUGGGGAGAUUGAUUGUACCACCCGUUUUUUAUGAAGGUAGGCCAGUGUGUGCAGGCGUUUGCUCGUGCUUAACCAGGUUCUUAGGGGGUGCAGCGUGCCUUGUUAUAUGGUACUACAAGAACGACACGGUUGGCUUACCCGUCCCUCUUCUCUCUUCUAUAUUUGCGCGCUGGUUUAUUUGUGUGUGGGGGGGGGGCGUGAGCAGAGAAGAGGCGCCGGAUUCAUGUGUAGUCUAUCCAUGUUUUUUUUAUAAUCUGGUGCUGCGUCGACCGCUGCCUUUCGCGGCCAUGCACACCUUUUGAGUGAGGGACAUGCCGUAUGCUGCACUCAAUCAUUCGCGUUUCUGGGUUGUAGAGGUGUGCGCCCUACUAUUUCGUUGAGCACGUGCCUACCCUUGUUUAGCUGCACAAGAUGCAAAAGGUUUGAGACUCGUUCACCUCCACGACUCGAAACUUGGGUCGAGCCGGAGACGAGACGAGACGAGACGAGCUCACUCGUCGUAGGCUUAGGCUUCCUUCAAUACACCGAGUCUUGCAAAGGAAGGAGGGCGGGCGGUAUUCUCUUGUACCGAAAGAAUCAGUACACCGAUGUGAGAUUAGUAUUUUUUGGAAGUCGGUAGAUGUUGGCGAAGAUUUAGCGUCACAUGCGUUGCUUCAGGGCAAUGAUGAUGGGUUUGCAAAGCUUGCAGGGCACCGGAGGAAGCAGAGUGCUUGCGUAAACGCGUACAAAAAAGGUCGCGGCCACGGACGGGGCGGGGGCGAAAAGGCCGGCCGCAGGUGUGAUAAAGAUGAACCUUACAUAG